UUUAUUUGUCUGACUUGAGUGACAGGAGGCAGGCAGACAGCAAGCUCCAAGCGGGCUGCGGAGGAUGUCGAUCCCGCUGCGGGGACCAGCUCCGGGCGGGACGCUUGUGUUUCUCGCCCCGUCGCCCCGCACCUGCAGCCCUCUGCACCCAUGAAGCCCCCGCUGAUGAAGCCCCGAGCUGCCAGAGUGAGGCGGAAAGUGGCCGGAGACAGAAAGCAUGUACUGGCGCGUCGGGUUUGCCUGGACGCGGUCGUUUGUGGUUGAUCUUGGCCAAAACCAGAGCUUCUCCUCCGGUCUGCUGGGCUCCGAUGAGCAGCUCUCGUUGUAUGGGUACAUUAUCGCCUACCCACUGCAGGACUACGGCGGGAUAAUGUCAGCUCUGGGCUCGGACUCGUGGUGGCGAAAGACUCUGUAUGUGACUGGAGGGGCUCUGCUCGCUGCCGCUGCUUAUUUGCUGCACGAAUUGCUGGCCAUCAGAAAGGAGGAAGAGCUGGACUCUAAAGAUGCCAUCAUACUCCACCAGUUCUCCAGGCCCAAAACUGGCGUCCCAUCCCUGUCCCCUUUCUGCCUUAAGAUGGAGACCUACCUUCGAAUGGUGGACCUGCCCUACCAGAACUACUUUGAUGGGAAGCUCUCGCCACAGGGAAAGAUGCCAUGGAUUGAAUACAACCAGGAGCAGGUGUUUGGUACCGAAUUUAUUAUCGACUUCCUGGAGGAGAGGCUGGGCGCGAGCCUCAACAAGAACCUGACGCCGCAGGAGAAAGCCAUUUCUCGUGCCAUCACCAUAAUGGUGGAGGAGCAUUUCUACUGGACCAUAGCUUACUGUCAGUGGGUGGACAACCUGGAGGAGACCCAGAAGAUGCUGUCAGUGAGCGGGCCCCUGAGUGACCUGCUCAAGUGGAUCCUGAGUCACUUGACCGGCGGGAUUGUCAAGAGGGAGAUGUACGGGCACGGCAUCGGGCGGUUCUCUGAGGAGGAGGUUUAUGCCCUGAUGGAGAAGGACAUGCGCACCCUGGCCACUCUGCUAGGUGAUAAGAAGUAUCUUAUGGGCUCUAAGCUUUCAACAGUAGACGCUGCAGUGUUCAGUCACCUGGCCCCCGCUAUGUGGACACUACCAGGAACGCGGCCGGAGCAGCUGAUCAAAGGGGAACUGAUCAACCUGGCCAUGUACUGUGAGCGCAUCCGCCGGCGAUUCUGGCCUGAGUGGUUCGUGGACCUGGAGGACUUCUGCUACAGCAACACCACAGAGGGCAGCAACUCACAGUUGAAACUGCCCGAUCUGGGCCUCUACUCCCGCACGGACACUUUCCUGGACAAUACACACACACACACUUCACAUACCGGCACACCAAAGGACCCUCAGUCACCCGACAGCGACCGGACAGGCCACUCGCUGUAUGACUCUGACAUGGACACGGAGUGCUCUGAAAUCGACAAGUGUUGACAAAACAUACACGUGUAGUACACGCCACAUAUGUACACACCACAGGAGGGCGCUGCAUCCCCCUCUACUUCUUUGAACAGAAAAUAACUGGGGAGUGUUGUUGGUGUCUCCCGCGUCAGUGAAAAGCUUGAGGACGCUGAGGUCUGACUAGCACACUGUGAUGGAGGGAUGACUGCAGCAAAGGGAAAGGGAGUGAAACAUGGUUUAAAAGUGAUAGAAAAGUGACAGAUGGAGAGAAGGAGAAUGUCAAAGCAGAAAAAUUGCAGUGCAAGGAGAAAAGAGGAGAUUAAAGACCAGGAGUAAAUGAUGCCACUGCUGAUAAACUCCUCCACGUAGUAGACCCAAUCUGCAGUCCCAACUUCUGCUUGGUGUCACAUUUGGCAUAACCAUGGCAACUAAGUAUGUGCGUGACACCCGUUGUCUCCGUAGAAACUCGCACCACCCAGCCUUGUGUGUGUUUUGACCAACUGAGCCCUUAACGCCUUGAAUUGAUAUGACAUUGACACGUAGGGAACUGUACAGUGAUUCAUGUGAAUGAAUACAAUUCAGUGUAAAUAUAUAAAUUGAUCAGAUUUAAUAGAGAUAUUAUAUAUGAGUAUAAAUAGUAUAGAUAGCCUUCAAAUAUAGAAUCAUCCCAUCUGUCACAUGGUGUAAAUGCUGUAGGUGUUUCUACUGUUUGUUGCACACAAUGACUCAACUUGUCUUGUUGUAAUCUCCACACUGCUGGUCUAAGAUCAGUAGAAGGAGCCCUUUGACUUCCUGUACCGUAUGUAUCUGUCUACACAACUGGGAUAUUACAGUAAUGCCUGCUGCCCAUAUUUAAAUAGUGCAGUAAAAGUACAUGGAAGAUAAUGGAUAGGAUACUGCAAUUUGCCAUAAGCACUUUGAAACUAUCAUUUGUCUUAUUGAGAGAAUUAUUUUGCCAAAAAAAAAACAUGUUAGAAGCAUAAUGUGACAUAUGUUGUCAGACGCCUGUGUUUUAUUAUUAAGGACAGUAGCUUUGGGUCAAAUAGACAUUUUACAUGCAUUCAGUCCUUGAGAGAAAGUCAAACAAUCAUGUAGAAAUAGAUGAAAUAGAGUCUGAAUGAAAGUGCAUGGCUGGUACGUGCUAAUGAAAAUCUCCAUUUACACUCCACGUAGAUAACUUUCUCUACAUUUCUUAGCUGGCUUAUCCAUUAAGGGUGAUGAUGUAGUUCGGUUUUGUCGGUGCCUCGGGCCAAAUCAGCCACCCGGAGAUGUAGUUGAUCCUUUGUUAGCAGUUCAGUUUUUGUGAUGGAAACUCUAUGAUUGAAAAGGAAGCAAUAAUCGAGCAGGCGCAGGUUAAUGUUAUGCCAUAGACUGCGUGCGCUGUGUGAAGGUUCGGUGCAGGUUUUAUGUGUGUUUGUCGCUCAGCAAAUGCACAUACCAACAUAUUAUGUAUUUGUGAGGUGAGGAAUAUGGAUGCAAGCAAGGGGUAUACUGUACUGUAUGUAUGCUUCUGUCCAUGGAUGAGUCACCUACUGACUGUGAAUCAUGGCACACUGGUGUUGUUUCCCAUUACAACCUUCUCUUUAUAAUACACACACACACACACACACAC
This is a messenger RNA of Etheostoma cragini (Arkansas darter), 3023 nucleotides long. It is a transcript of the gene faxca, whose product is annotated as failed axon connections homolog, metaxin like GST domain containing a. The transcript has 6 exons. Lineage: Eukaryota; Metazoa; Chordata; Actinopteri; Perciformes; Percidae. Bases 218 to 1444 code for a protein of 408 amino acids. Gene Ontology annotation, cellular component: cytoplasm. The record is from RefSeq and is a predicted model, not a curated record.